AUGGACGACGACGACAUAAUAUCUGAUGGACCACCUCGCUCAAAAACACCUAGGGAAUCAACUGGACCCCGGUUCACUGUUCAGUGGCACAACGACCAUGGACUUACUGACGUGCUAGUGAAUUAUCUGAGUACUCACCCUGCCGAUUGCAGGAUUUUGUUUUAUUCAGAUGGAAAAAAGUCCAUGGCUGCUACUGGUGCUGAUAGCCCCUUGGGCUCAGACAGGCAAAUUUACGGUGGUCUCGCCAAGAUCAUCUUUACAGAUCACCCCAAGUACGGUGCCGCAUAUUCAUCUAAUCCCAAAAAAUUCUGCGAUGCUGUUGGCAGUCACAUCACCACGCAAGUCCUUUUUCUCAGGAACAAAUACAAGAAGGUCAAAGCGUCAUUUGGCAGCACGGGCGCUGGGGUGAUGCCAACUGAAGGGAGUCAGGCAAAGAACCUGUUGGAUGCAGCACUUUUGGAGCUGCUGUGGUACAAGGAUCUUGAUACCAUCUGGCACUCCAAUCCUUCGAUGGCUGCGACCACACACUCGUCAAAACCGGGCGUUGAUCACGCUGGUGCCCUGUAUUCCCUUGUUCAGUCGAAUAGCGGGGCCGGUUCCUCUACAUACUUCGGCGCCACUCAGCAGCCAUUGCAUCCCCCCAACAUUCAGCCAUCGCAUCCCUCCAACAUUCAGCUAUUGCAUCCCCCAAACUUAUCAUAUCCUGUGCCCCUGCACUAUGCCCCCCAUGUACCUCCUAACGCGAAUAUACUUGCUGGCGGCCAGUAUCCACCAGUGGUGCUGCAACAACCCCCUCCUGCUUCAUCCUAUCCCCCUCCCAAAGUCCAUCUUCCCGGCCUUCCAUCAGAUGAUGAUGAUGCCGAAAAUAAUUUUUCAUUUGAUAGGUGCCUGGGGGAUCCUGCCGAGGACGAUGACAUGAUACUCGAUGACACUUCCCCAGUUGCGGGGAAGAAGUGUCAGCUCCCCUCAACACCAUCUCCUCCUCCCAAUGUUCCAGAACCAUUCGAGGUACCAGCAAAAACUCCAGCAUUGGCAUACAACAGCUGUUCGGUGUUUAGGGCGCAGAAGCCCUCAAGCCAUGGGAGCUGA
Suillus plorans is the source of this 1089-nucleotide messenger RNA. RefSeq lists its product as uncharacterized. The coding region runs from base 1 to 1089 and encodes 362 amino acids. The record is from RefSeq and is a predicted model, not a curated record. The transcript is spliced from 3 exons. Lineage: Eukaryota; Fungi; Basidiomycota; Agaricomycetes; Boletales; Suillaceae.